This is a messenger RNA of Glycine soja, 1218 nucleotides long. RefSeq names its product protein bicaudal C homolog 1-like. Bases 170 to 958 code for a protein of 262 amino acids. The record is from RefSeq and is a predicted model, not a curated record. Gene Ontology annotation, molecular function: protein binding. The transcript has 2 exons. NCBI's taxonomy places the organism in Eukaryota, Viridiplantae, Streptophyta, Magnoliopsida, Fabales, Fabaceae.
GAAUGGUAGGGGAUCUUCUACACAAAACACAUAAACACUGCGGACUCCUAUCGCUUCGGUCACUCACUCCACUCUCCUCCUUAUUCUCUCUUUCCCACAAUCCCCGAUUAAAUCCCUCUUCCGAACCCAACAGACCCUAACAACAACCCUUCGCCGGAGUCGCAACAGAAUGGCAGAGCUCCCGGCGCCGGAGGCGCAGCUCAACGGCGGAGCCCCAGCAACGACGGCGAAUUCCUCGGAGCCCAUCGGAUCGAAGCGGCAACGGCGGCCGAGUGUCCGAUUGGGCGACAUCGGCGACCAGCCCUACGACUCCCACCCCCGCCGCGCCGCCGCGAAAACGUGGCGCCUCGCCUUCGACCACCCCCGCCACUCCUCCUCCGCCGCCGCCGCCGCCAGGCCCUCCAAGAUCCGCCCCCUCACGAACCUCACCCCUGCCGCCGCCGUCGCCGAGUUAGGCGAAACCCUAGAGAGCGACGGCAACGUGGAUAGCGUUCUAAUCGGAAGCUGGAAGGUGAAGGACUCCAAGAAGCGCGGCGGCGGCGCUAAGCGUAUCAGAUCGAAUUGGAUUUCGCGAAUCGACGGCGGCGAAGACGACGAUGACGACAUCAUCGUCGACGAAGACGGUUACCACCACCGAGACUUCUCCGCCGAACACUCCGAAAGCCCCAUGAGGGAGGAGCAUAGCCCUAUCAUGGAGAAUUUGGGCGUGGACGAAGAACGAGAGGUGCAGCAUUACCACGAAAGAAAUGGUAAUUCUGGAAGCGGAGACGGUGUUAGGGUUUGGCUCAAUGGAUUAGGGUUAGGUCGUUACGCUCCCGUUUUCGAAAUUCACGAGGUUGAUGACGAGGUUUUGCCCUUGUUAACGUUAGAGGAUCUUAAGGAUAUGGGGAUUAGUGCUGUUGGGUCGAGGAGGAAAAUGUUUUGUGCGAUUCAGAAGCUUGGGAAAGGGUUCUCCUGAGUUGAGUUCUGAAGAAUUUCUCAGCCAUUGCGAAUUAAGAUGCAUGUCUGAAUGAACUCUGAUGAAGUUGUAGAAUUUAUGGUUGACAAGGCAGAAAGACUAAUCAUGAGAAGGGGGAAAACAAUAGAAAGGUUUUGGUUCUAAUAAAAGAGAAGUGCUAUUUUUUUAUGUUGGUAAUUUCUGGCUCUCUUGGCCUUUUUGUAUUUGUUGAUAUGCUCUGUUGUUCUGAUAGUAAUCGAUGUCGGCCAUUUUUUGUUUUU